Gadus macrocephalus (Pacific cod) is the source of this 773-nucleotide messenger RNA. RefSeq names its product proopiomelanocortin a (gene pomca). Gene Ontology annotation, cellular component: extracellular region. Bases 88 to 729 code for a protein of 213 amino acids. NCBI's taxonomy places the organism in Eukaryota, Metazoa, Chordata, Actinopteri, Gadiformes, Gadidae. The record is from RefSeq and is a predicted model, not a curated record. The transcript has 3 exons. Gene Ontology annotation, biological process: neuropeptide signaling pathway. Gene Ontology annotation, molecular function: neuropeptide hormone activity.
GCGGCGUCAUCAGGAGACCUUGAGGCGGGGAUAUAAGGGAGAGGGCGUCCAGACCCCUCAGGACAGCAGGAGACGAGAGAGAGCAACAUGUGUCCUGCAUGGUUAUUGGUUGUGGCAGUGGUGGGUGUGGCCAGAGGAACUGUCAGUCAAUGCUGGGAACAACCCUCCUGUAAAGACGUGUCUUCAGAGAGCAAUAUACUGGAAUGUAUCCAGCUGUGUCGGUCCGACCUGACAGAGGAGACGCCCCUCUUCCCGGGCGACGCCCACCUGCAGCCCCUCCUCCUGCCGGAGCCCGACUCCAGCCCACCCUUCUCGCGCUCCCCCUCCUCCCCCCUCUCCUUCUCCUCCUCCCUGCUCCUCCCCGGGGGGGGGGCGCGCCCGGCUAAGCGCUCCUACUCCAUGGAGCAUUUCCGCUGGGGCAAACCGGUGGGCCGCAAGAGGCGCCCCAUCAAGGUGUUCACCUCCUCCUCCUCCUCCUCUCCCCCGCCCGGCCCUGACGACUCCUCCGAGGGCUUCCCCGGCGAGAUGAGGAGGGAGCUGGGCAACGAGGCGCUGGAGGAGGUGAAGAAGGACGGCUACAAGAUGAAGCACUUCCGCUGGGGCUCCCCGCUGCCCAGCAAGCGGUACGGAGGGUUCAUGAAGAGCUGGAGGGAGGAGGAGCGCGGGCAGGGUCCCCUGAUCACACUGUUCAGGAACCUCAUCAACAAGGAGCAGCAGCCCGACGCCUAGGGGGGAGAGGGGGGAGAGGGGGGAGAGAGGGGGGAGGAGGAGCG